AUGGGUGUGUUGACGGGCGCUGCCCGCGUGAGCCGUGCGCGUGGGCUGGUGGAGUCGGUGAUCUGGCUGCACGUCGGCCGCAGCCCGACAGCGAGGGUAGCCGGCGCCGACGCCGGCCUCCAGAUCAGAGACUCGUACCUGACGGGGGUGCAGUGGGUGGACGAGGCGACGGUGGCGGUGACGUCGAUGAGCCGUGCCCUGACCUCGGCCCAGGUCAGCCUCUGCACCGCGCCCGCCUGGCACUGCAGUGAGGUGUACGCCGCUGCCAACUGGCGGUGGGUGAGCGAACUACAGCCUGUGUUCGCCACCGGCUACUCUGAUUUCGUGGUUAAGACGGACGACACGGAAGAGCACGGGGAAGAGAUGGUGGAGGUGAUGGUGCAGGAAGGCGUCAAGAUCAGAAGCAAGGCUAGCGGACACCGGAUCGUGACACUGCAGUUCUGGGACCGGCAAGAGCACGGCAUUUACUACACGGGCGUGGAGGACACGCGGCCGUCGGAGACGCACCUGUACUGGCGGCCGGACUCCGCGGCCGGCCAGCGGGCGGGCGCCGCCUGCCUCACCUGCGGAGUCUCGACGCUGCUGGGCCGGCCCUGCAGCCGCCUGACGCCCAUCUUCGGCCCGAACAGCGACGCCCUGGCGCUGGAGUGCGCGCACGGGCCGGUCCGGAGUCUCCACGUGCUGGAUCGAGCCGUGACGCGCCGCCUGGCCGAGCUGGACAGCAGCCGGGCCCUGGCCGAGCGCAUGGCCGUGCCGCACGUCUUCAGCGAGACGGUGUCCCUGGGCGGCGAGUACGUGCGCCUCGAGCUCAUCCUGCCGGCACUGUGGGAAGAGAAGAAGGGAGGCACCUACUUGUAUCCGUUUGUGCUUGACAUCGAGGAUGACGUCCUGGAGCUGGACUGGAGCGUCGAGUUCGCAACGUUUAUGGUGAGCAAGUGGGACCUGGUAUUCGUCCGAGCGCGAGCCACGGCCCAGCUGAGCCACAGAAGCUUCUUCGGCAACCAGAAGAGAACGUCAGGUAUCCUCAGCCACCUAUCUCAGAAGUAUCAGUACCUGAACAUGGAGAGAAUAGCGGUGAUAGGGGAGGGUUUCGGCGGCCACUCAGCGCUGACCGCCCUGGCUGACAACGCUCUGGUACACUGUGGCGCCGUCCUGUGGCCUGUCGUCGAACUGGACCUUUACGAUGCUUACCAUGCGGAGAGAUACGUGGACACAACCAACAUUCUGGAUGCGAUCGAGCGGAUCGAUGACCAUUCCCUGUAUCUGGUUUACGGAACCGGAGAUCCGCUCUUUCUGCAUGGGGAUCUACUCUCCAAGAAGCUCGUGGAGAGAGGCGUCCUAUUUUAUCAGCAGAUUUAUUCGGACGAAGAUGUCUACUUCCGUUCCGUCCGCUCCCACCUCCACAGGUCACUGGAAGACUUCCUCAUCCCAAAGUGUUUCCCACACCUGAUGGCCAAGCAGACGGAAGAUGAGUGACAGCGAUGAGCGCUUGUGCGCACCUUGUGUGACACCCUGGGUGCGUUCUUUGCACCCUUUCACCAGCGCUGUGCGACUGCUGUGGAGCCUGGAGGAUUCGGGGGUUUGGUAUUGAAGGGUAACAGCCCAUGUCUGCUGCUGAUUCUGCGCUGAGAUAGCGGGCCCGAGUGAGGCCUCAGUGCAAUAUGAUACGGCUUGAGCCGGUCAUCCCGUUUUGCUCAAGGAGUAUGCGUAGAUCUAUUCCAUCGAUUACCAAAGUACAAGUAGCCUAAUGGUCGCUGUCUUUUCAUAACCAGUGCGGUGCCGGUGAUGCUCGUGUGAAUGCAACAUGGCAUGCUACUCAUCAUUUUUAA
Molecule: messenger RNA, 1829 nt
Organism: Pollicipes pollicipes
Lineage: Eukaryota; Metazoa; Arthropoda; Thecostraca; Pollicipedomorpha; Pollicipedidae
Exons: 8
Coding region: 1-1476 (491 amino acids)
Biological process (GO): proteolysis
Cellular component (GO): plasma membrane
Molecular function (GO): dipeptidyl-peptidase activity
Source: RefSeq, a predicted model, not a curated record